This is a messenger RNA of Mustela lutreola (European mink), 11695 nucleotides long. RefSeq names its product FHF complex subunit HOOK interacting protein 1B (gene FHIP1B). Gene Ontology annotation, cellular component: FHF complex. Bases 323 to 3304 code for a protein of 993 amino acids. The record is from RefSeq and is a predicted model, not a curated record. NCBI's taxonomy places the organism in Eukaryota, Metazoa, Chordata, Mammalia, Carnivora, Mustelidae. The transcript has 12 exons. Gene Ontology annotation, biological process: lysosome organization; endosome organization; endosome to lysosome transport.
UGAGGUCUUUGAGAAGAGUUGAAGAUGAGGGCUUGAAGAAAGGUCCUGGAGGCUAUCCUCCUUGGGUCUGUGAGAAGUGCCCUUUGUUGGUCAAGUAGGGAAGCAGAAGUGGGCACCCCAGUUGCAGUCAAGAUUUACCAGUCGGGACUAGGCAUUGAUCUCUGAACUCACUACUCCAGCCUGGUGUAUCUUUGGCUCCAUGGCCAGCUACUGGCUCCUGCAGACCGGAUGAAGCAGACUAGAGACACAAGUGGAGAAAACCUCCAACUGGCAGAUUCUUGGAGAGUGGCCUUCUGGCCACUGGCCCUGCCCAGCCUGCCUCAUGGAGAGGAUGAACUGGUUGAGCAGACUGGCCUCCCGGGGCCCUGGGCACCGUGUACCUCAGGGGGCCAGUAUGCAGACUCCUGUCGUGGCUGAUCCUGAGACCUGCCUCAUGGUCUUUAAGAAUCACUGGUCCCAGUCUUCUUUCCUGUUUCUUCAGGUGGUGCGUAUCCUGGAGCGGCAAGGCCCUCGGGCAGCUCCUGGGGGUGCGGAUGAUCUCAGUGCUGUGCGCAACCACACUUACCAGAUGUUGACACUGCUGGUAGAAGAUCGUGCCGUCCCCUCAGCCCCUACGGCCCCUGGGCCCUUGCUAGAGUUUGCUCUGCGUGAGGACCUGCUAACCCGUGUGUUGGCGUGGCAGCUUCAGUGGGAUGAGCUUGGGGAUGGGGUUGAGGAACGGCGAGCUGAACAACUGAAGCUGUUUGAGAUGCUAGUGAGUGAAGCUCGCCAGCCACUGUUGCGACAUGGUCCAGUUCGUGAGGCUCUGCUGACCUUGCUGGAUGCCUGUGGCCGUCCUGUGCCCAGUAGCCCAGCACUGGAUGAAGGCCUGGUGCUACUUCUCAGCCAGCUGUGUGUGUGUCUGGCCCGGGAGCCUUCAUUGCUCGAGUUCUUCCUACAGCCACCUCCUGAGCCUGGAGCUGCCCCCCGUCUUCUCCUCUUUUCUCGCCUCGUUCCUUUCGUCCAUCGAGAGGGCACACUGGGCCAACAGGCUCGUGAUGCCCUACUCCUGCUGAUGGCUCUGUCGGCUGGGAGUCCCACUGUGGGCCGCUACAUUGCAGAUCACUCUUAUUUUUGCCCGGUGCUGGCCACAGGGCUGAGUGCCCUGUACUCCUCACUGCCCCGAAAGAUUGAGGUUCCGGGGGAUGAUUGGCACUGCCUGCGACGGGAAGACUGGCUGGGCGUGCCAGCCCUUGCGCUGUUCAUGAGUUCCCUAGAAUUCUGCAAUGCAGUCAUUCAGGUGGCUCACCCUUUGGUGCAGAAGCAGUUAGUUGAUUAUAUCCAUAAUGGGUUUCUGGUGCCUGUCAUGGGCCCUGCCUUGCACAAGACCUCUGUGGAGGAGAUGAUUGCCAGUACCGCGUAUCUGGAACUUUUCCUGCGGAGUAUCUCAGAGCCUGCUUUGCUCCGUACCUUCCUGCGGUUCCUGCUGUUACACCGGCAUGACACCCACACCAUCCUUGACACCCUCGUUGCCCGUAUUGGCAGCAACUCCCGGCUCUGCAUGGUCUCUCUGAGUCUCUUCAGGACCCUACUGAACCUCAGUUGUGAGGAUGUCCUGCUGCAGCUGGUUCUCAGGUAUCUUGUCCCAUGUAACCAUGUGAUGCUGAGCCAGAAGCCAGCUGUACGUGAUGUGGACCUAUAUGGACGAGCGGCAGACAAGUUUCUCUCCCUAAUCCCCCGCUGUUGUCGGCAUCAUGCCCCUAGCCCACCCCGUCCAGAGCAUGCCUCAUGGGCACGAGGUGGGCCUAGCAGAGAGGCAGGGAGAAGGGAGGACACCACGGGCCCUGGAAGCCCGAGUGUUGACUCCUCUUCUGUGGUGACAGUGCCCCGGCCCUCCACACCAUCUCGUCUGGCCCUGUUCCUGCGACAGCAGAGUCUGGGUGGCUCGGAAUCCCCAGUUCCAGCCCCUCGCUCACCAGGGCUUGCUGCAUCCCCAGCCUCCAGCCCUGGCCGAAGGCCCAGCCCUGUGGAGGAGCCUGGUGAGCUGGAAGACAAUUACCUGGAGUAUCUGCGUGAGGCACGCCGUGGUGUGGACCGGUGUGUCCGAGCCUGCCGUACCUGGUCUGCCCCAUAUGAUGGCGAGCGGCCCCCUCCUGAGCCUAGUCCUGUUGGCUCCCGGACUAAGAAACGCAGCCUACUGCCUGAGGAGGACAGGGACACUGUGGGGGAAGGGGAGGAAGAAGAGUUGGGGAGUGGGGGGCUUGCUGGGGGUUCAGGGGAGGGCCCUGGCCUCCUGCCCGCUCCCCAGCUCAAUGGGGUGCCAGGACCAUGGCCUGAGGGGGCCAAGAAGGUUCGUCGGGUACCUGAGGAGGGAGCUGGGGAACUGCCAGAGAGCACCUCCGAGGGCAUGGUAGGACUAGAGGGCUUUGGGCAGGAGCUCCGGGAACUGGAAGUGGCAUUGAGCAAUGGGGGGGCUGGCUCAGAACCCCUGCUAGAGCCUCCACUACCUCUUGAGGAGGAGGAGGCCUAUGAGAGCUUCACCUGUCCCCCUGAGCCCCCUGGCCCCUUCCUCAGCAGCCCUUUGCGGACUCUCAACCAGCUGCCAAGCCAGCCCUUCACUGGCCCCUUCAUGGCUGUGCUCUUUGCCAAACUCGAGAACAUGCUGCAGAACUCCGUCUAUGUCAACUUCCUGCUGACGGGGCUGGUGGCCCAGCUGGCCUGUCACCCCCAGCCCCUGCUCCGCUCUUUCCUGCUCAACACCAACAUGGUCUUCCAGCCCAGUGUCAAGUCCCUGCUGCAGGUGCUGGGUUCUGUGAAGAAUAAAAUUGAGAGCUUUGCGGCCUCCCAGGAGGACUUCCCAGCACUGCUAUCCAAAGCCAAGAAGUACCUCAUUGCCCGUGGCAAGUUGGACUGGGCUGAAGGCCCUGCAGCAGGACCUGCCCCCCGCCGCUCUGAUCCCUUAGUGAAGAGCCGGAGGCCGUCCUUGGGGGAGUUGCUCCUGCGGCAUGCACACAGUCCAACCAGGGCCCGGCAGGCGGCACAGUUGGUUCUUCAGCCUGGGAGAGACGGCGCAGGACUUGGCCUAGGUGGGGGCUCCCCUGGGGCUUCAACUCCGGUUUUGCCCCCUCGGGGUGGGGCCCCUGAGCGCCAAGGUGAGGCUCUGCGAGUCAAGAAUGCGGUCUACUGUGCAGUCAUUUUCCCUGAGUUUCUCAAGGAAUUGGCUGCCAUCUCCCAAGCCCAUGCUGUCACCUCGCCUUUCUUGUUGGAUACUUCAGAGGAGGGAUCUGGCCCUCCUGUCUCAGGCUUCGGGCCCCUCAAUCCUUAACUUUCUUCCAUGGACAAUCAGGGCCUCACAUGGCCUGGGCUGGGGCCGGGUUAUAGGCUCCUUUUUAUGUUUGGAGGCAGUGGCAAGAGGACUUUUUAAUUUAUUUCCAAUGAAUGUUUUAUGGAGAACUUGUUGCAAUAUGUAUAAAAGGGAAAUCUCUAUUCUGUGCUCAUUCUUCUUUCCCACCCUUUUUUCUGGGCUGUGGCCCCAGGAAGGUUGUACAUAAAUGGGGAGGUCAGGGGUACUUUGUCUCUUGUGAGGACAUUGGUGCCAAGGUUUCAGGGUGCUUCUUAUGCUGCCCUUAAUGGGUGAGGGGGUCAUGGAGCCUAGGGGAAAAAGUAGGGACUCUCCUCCGACCCCCGAAGGAAGAAGCAGCAUGGGCCCAGGAUGGUUUUGGGCAGCAGCAGCUGAUGUUUAUUGGGGGCCAGUAUCCCUAUGCCAGAUCUUGGGGGCCUUGCCCCCUGUGUUUCUCGCUUCAGCUUCAUUCGUCGCUGUCGAACUCUGAGGACAGACCCUGCAGCAGGGGCAGGGACAUGGAGUGCCGGUCGGGGUCCCCGGGGCCCCCACCCUGGACUCCUGGUGGGGGGCUGCGGGGGCUGAAGAGCCAGUUCUCUGCCAGGGUUGGGGAUAGUCACAGCUUGACUCAUGCCCUGGUUUUUCUGCCUCCCUGGUCCCUCCCUGGCCCUCUAUGCUGUGCCCACCCCCUCACCAGGACCAUGCUUCCACCUCAUUGCCCCUGGCUCCCUCACUCCAUCCCCUGUCACUGGGAUCCAGUGUGGAGUUCGGGGUUCCCCACACAUUGCUGGGCACACACUCCUAUAUUCCCCAUGCCCUCCCCCCUUUACCCAAUCCCAUCCUUUUCAGCUUCAUAACACCUUGCAGUACCUGACAACAUCUGGGGCCCCCUGCGGAAGGGGUUUCGGCCCUUGUAGGAGAAUCUGGUGGGUCUGCCCUCCGGCCCUUCCUGAGGAGGUGGUGUAGGUGGGCCUGGGACAGGUGGGGGCACAUCAGCAGCUUCAGGGGUAUUGGCAGCGACUGAUGUGAGGGCCAGAGGUGGCAUGAUGCCGAGGUUGGGUCUGACCCAGUUGGCACCAUGGGGCAGUGGAUCUUUGGUCAGAGGCUUCUGUGGUCCCAGCACUCCUUUGGGCUGCAGUGAAAACUUGAGGCAGGAGAAGGCAACAGGCAGUGACCGUUGUAACCGGAGCAGCUGGGGCUCACGGGCUGUAGGUAACAGCCCCAGCUGCAGCCAGGAACAGGAGAAGACCUGGUAGAUGACAUAGAUGCUGUGGGUGCUUCGGAGCCAGGGAAGAUUUUGCUGUAGGCUCACCUGCCCUGGUGGCAGCAGCAGGAAGGCCACCUUCUUGCGCAGUCCACCCAUGUGCAGGCGGAUCCGGCAGGGGUGCCCUUCCAAAAGUCGCAUUUCUUCAUAGGCUAUCUCUGCUCGGCCAUUUGGUGAGUAUUCCCGAGUGCAGUGGGCAAAGGCACCCUCGGACCCUGCCUGCUCCAGGAGGUUUGGUAGUGGCCCCACUGGUUGUAGUGCCCGCCUACCCUGCCGACCCGGUAAAGCCAGGCGGGUGUGGGCUGGGCGGGACUGCUUCACUAGCACACCCAGUAGGUCAUAGCAGGCUGCAUCCGACAGGAAAGGUACUGCCACUACAUUGGGCCCAAAGCGCUCCUCGAUGACCUGCAGAUGGCCAGUUUACAGGUCAGUGACUGAGUUAGGGUCAGGAGUUACCUGGUAGCCUACUCUAGAUUGACCCUCCCAUUGUUCACUGUGCAAUUACAUCUCCACGACGUGCUUCCUCCUUAUUUCUUAGUUCUGUCUAGUUCUGUCUACUAUUUGCCAGACCCUGCUGGGUACUGGGAAUACAUAAAAGCAUAAAACUUCGACCUCAUCUUAUCAUAGCUGAGUCUAAUGGAGGAGACGAAGAUGUAGACGGUAAUCAGCUAAGUAAAAUAAUAAAGAGCCAGGUGUGGAAGAGACCAGAAGUGACUUAAUAGCUUUUGUCUUUGAUAGAAAGGGAUCAGAGGAUUUCUAGUUUCUAGGUGGUAAUACUUGAAUUUUGAAGGAAUUAGCUAGGUAGGAGGAUGGUCAAUCCAGGGAAAGGAUACAGCCAUUUAAAAAACUGGAACUUAGAAACUAAGAAGGGCACAUUCAGGAACACAGUAUUUCACACUACUUAAACAUAAGGUCUGAAGAGGGACAGACACACAGGAACUAGACUAUGAAAUAUCUUGAGUGUGCUAAGUAACAGAAAUUUGAUCCUGAGGGCAAUGGAAAGCCAUUUGAAGGGCUCUGGGUGAGAGGGACAGGAUCAGAGAGGUGCUUUAGAAAGUUAAUUUUGAACAGCAAGACAAAAUAAGGAGAGAGAAAUAUCAGUUAAGAGUAUUGUAUUACUGCAGGCAAAACAUGGUGAGGCUUUCUAAACUAAAUAAAUGGAACUAAAAUAAUGGGGGAAGAUCUUUAGGUUAUAGAAUUAGUAGAACUUAGUUAAGGAGUGUGGGAAAAGGAGUCGUGUGGGAUUAGUCUUAGAUGAUUGGUUAGGUAGUUGAUGUCAUUCACUACAAUGGGCACACAGAGAUAGGUUUGGAAUGACUAUUCUUCAACAUCUUCUGCCCUGGCUACAGGGAGUACUUCUUUUAGGGAUUUGAGGCCUCAUCUUUGUAAUGCAGGCCCCAAUAUGCUUUUAGGGAUUCUAAUUCCUCUUGGUUUUGUUCUUCUUGUCUUGCCUUUUUUGGUUUGGCAAUCCAGUUCUGGGAAGUUUAACUUCAUGACUACCUGGGAAACCUUGUAAAAUCCUCUCUAAUAACUGUAUGUAGGAAUGAUCUCGACUCAUCAAAGAUAUUGCUGGCUGAGACUUCUGGCUCUGUGUUCUGCUAGGGAGUAUGUAAAAUUCCCUUUUUGGGUCCCUUUCCUGUUUGUUCUACUUCUCUUCCUCAGCCCUCAAUUCCCACACAUCUGUCUCCCUGUUGCUGGCAUUGCCCAGCUUGCUGGCCUGGUUGAAUUCAUCAGUGAUCCCUUAAGCCCAGUCUGGUUUUUUUGCUACAUAGAGCUGUUUUAGAAGUGUGACUGCAGAGCAUAAGAGGGGGGUCGUUAACUGAUGGAGUUGUGUCUGCACUUAAAACAAGCUGAAGUAGCUUGAAGACUACUGUCUCUUGUCACCUAGCCAAGGAAGUAAAUGGCGCUCUUUCUUAAUGUGCAUGGAAGAAUUUCCCAUCUUCCUCUCCUGUGCUUCAUUGAGACAUGGAAUACUUUCCCUCUGGUGGGGGAAUCAUGCUGAAGAACAGGGCUCUAAGAAGGUCCCUUUGGAUUUCCCAGGGGUGACAGCAGAGCACUGGUGGGUUGACAUUUUGUAUAGAAUGCUCUGUCCCCUGAUGAAAAAAGCAUAGUAACCAAGUAUAACUUCAGAAUCCUACCCUCGUUGCUCCUUUGUUCCCUAGGUUCCUAUACAAAUAAGGCAAAUAGGAGUGUCCCCAGGAGGUAACUCUCUAAUGGGAUUUUGACAAAUACCUGGUUCUUAUGGUCCACGUGUCUGCUAAGAGGUGACUCACUAAUGUACCUGGAGACUUUUUCCCAGAAUAUAGACAUGAAUUUGCCUUGGGGUGGGUGGGUUAUCAGGCCCUCUUUCUUAUCCUUCAGGCCCCCAGUAGUUAGGGAACAUAAAAUUUCCAUGCUAGGGUGACUAUUCUUGGUAGAGUCACCAUUUGAGACCACUACCUGUUGUUUCCAUUGCAGCUUUGUUUCGGGGUAAAAGUUCUGUGGAAUAUAGACCACUGCAAAUUUAGAUCUCCCAGGGGCAGCUUGGGAAAGUGAGGGUGGAAGACUCUUCCUGGAUUUACCUUGGCUGGUUUGAGCUGAAUGAGGAGCUUUUGAGCCAUGUUUUGGUUAUCUCUGUGUAUUACAAAGUACUCAAUAAACUCUCAGCAGUUCUGGAGAGAGGAAACCAGGUCACUCAGAGGUGUCCUGCUCCUUGAAUUUUCCACGUACCACCGGUGAUUUAUCCUGAAUCAUUACCUUGCCUUUCCUGACAAUUUUCCAUUUGAAUAGGGAAAUUUUCUGAUGCUGAGAGAUAGUGUAGCUUUACUCUAGUUGAUGAUCAUAUUUACUUUCAUUCUAAUAAACUGCCUGAUCUUGUCCAGACCAACCUUUUACAUUGCUGAAGCUAUAUAGUUCAGAAGGCCUCGACUCUCCUAUUUCUACUUCCCUGGAGGCUGACCUUUGUGGUGAGCUCCUGCUCCAUUUCAGAUGGGAACCCCAUGCUAUUAAGGCUGCUUUGAGUCUGGCAGGCACUACUUUAAGAUGGUUGUUUUAAAAUUGGUGGGCUGCCUUCUAUGGGUGCUUGAAAUUCACUGUCCUUCAGAUCACCUAACUGGAACCUGAUCCCCAAAUUCUCCAAAUUCAGCAAUUGUAGCCAUCUGGAUUUGAUGAGAUUUGUUGAGUACCUGCAGCUAGAUACAGCUGAUCUCUGCCUGCUCCUGAAAAUCUACAUAUUUUGCUCAAAAUCCAAAUUUCCCAUUCUGUAGAAGCUAAAGGUGUAGGAGGUAUCUGUGAAGAGAUUGAAGUUCCUUUAGAAAGUUUAAAGGGCCCUUCGUGAUCGGCCCUUGGACGUCUUUGACCUCAUUUUCACUACUACUCAUUUGAAUUCUGCUCUAAAGGACUAUUUGCAGUUUGCAAAUAGGCAUUUUUCUUUUUCCUCUUGGCUUUUGCAUAUGCUGUACCUUUAAUUAGGACACUGUUCACAUACCCACCCACCCACCUGCUCAUUAACUCAUUUAGGUAUUUAUUAAGCACCAUUUAUGAGUCAGGCAUUCCUUUUCCCUCUACAUGAGAAUAAUAUCUACUUGCCUAGCUAGAAUGUCACUUUCUCCAGGAGGCCUUCCUGAUCUCCUAAGUCCUGCCCUGACUUAGCACUUGUUACUGUUCUCAUCGAUUCCUAUUGCCUUUCAAGGAAUUGUCUUCCUACUCAUAAAUUGCUCAGACCCAUCUAGGUCACACUUUCUUACUUUCUUUUUAGCCCUCUUACUUUAUCCUUGAUGAGGGUCCAGGUGGCAUCAGCUUCAUCCAGUGUCAGCAGGUGGGGGGUACCAACCAACAUGGUGGGGUGUGAGAGGGGUUAGGCAGGGCAGUGGCUGCUGCAGGAACCCCAAGCUGCCCAGGGAGGUGAGGCCCCAGGCCUUAGGCUUUGACCUACUACAACAUGAGGUCAUAGAGGUCCUGUAGAUAAUGGGGACUUGGGUAGGGAGAGGACAGUCACUCUACUAGCCUCACUAUGCCCACAGCCCGAGUCCAGGCUCUUGAGUGACUUACCCAUUCUCUUCCUUAAGGGAGAAGAACGCAGGUGUGUUUGGUGGAUUUGUAUACGUGUGUGCUUGUGUGAGUGCAUGUGUGUGUAUGCUUAUAUUUCUUGCUCUGAGUUCUUUAAGGAAACAGAAUCAGGCUUCCCCCUUCAGCAGCCUCCUGAAGCAAUUUGCUGUGCUGUAUUAUCAGCUGCUGAUGACUUCUUUGUGAGGUUAGGUAAGGGUCCUGAAGGAUAUGGGAGAAGUAUAAAACAGGACUUAGACUGAGAAACAAACAGUAAUUCUCAACAUUGGCCAUACUUUGGAAUUACCUGGGAGCUUUUAAAACUAUAGAUACCUGGAUCCUACCUCCAGGGAUUCUGAUUUAAUUGGUCUGGAGUAUGCCUAGGCAUCAGGAUUUCUAAAAGCUCCUCAGGCAGUUCUGAUGUGCAGCCUAACUUGAAACACAUUAUUAAUGAGUGGGUUACAAUUGCAAUGAAAACCAGGUGUGUGUGUAGGAGGGUGCCAUAUGAGUGGUGGCAGUGUGGAGGAUAAGAAUCUAAUCGGGUAAUGUUGCCUUAGUAACUGGAGAGGACUUUUAGGAAGCCAGAAUUACCCAGGUAAAUUUGAGGAAUUUUUUUUUUCAUGUAUCACUCCCUGACCUAGGCUGAUCUGCGUGUAGCUGGCUCUCUCCUGCUGCAGCCCUAAACUAUGUGUGAUUUCCCUUUGUGUCUCUGUUCAGAGAUCUCAACCUGGUGUUUGCUGGAGAACAGUGGUUUAUCCUUGGGGAAGAGCCACUCUGUGGAGCCUUUCUAGUAGCUUCCAUUCUGCCUCUUAUCUGUCUAAAGAGUCUUCUCUUGAGUCCUCUGGAGAGUCGCCUGUGUUCCUAGGAAGACCCACUUCUGUAUGGGGAGCAUCCUUUCCUAUCCUGGCCCAGCAUGUAGGGCUGUCCCAUGAAGUUGGCCAUCGUCUGAUCUGGCUGAGGUGGUAUGAGUAUGAGGCACAAGGAAUGGUCCUACAUGAUGUAACUGGCCUCAGGGGAGGGUAAGUCUCUCUAGACUAAUGGUAUGGGUGCUGGGUGUUUAAGCAAAGAUUUGACAGUGGCUGUGGGAUUGCUCCAGGAAAGGAACUGAAAUCAGAUAUUUGUUGAAGUCCUAUGUGCUAGGGGCUGUGCCAAAUACUUUGAAUCCAUUAUCCUAGUUAAUCCUUUUAGUAACUUCUUGAAGUAGAUACUAUUAUUUCCUCAUUUUAUAAGUGAAUUAACACGCUCAGAGAGGUUAAGUAGAUUAGUGCAAGGGAUAUAGUGAGUUAAUGGCAGUCUGGGAUUCAAAUCCAAGUUGGCCUGAUUCCAGCUUUUUUAAACUAGAAUUUGAAUGGUAGUUCUUUUUGGUAAAGGAAGAAAUUACUGUAUCCCUUCUGUUCUCCUGAGUGUAUGGUGGGAGGGCGCCUGCUCGGUGGAUGUGCAAAGUCAUUUAGUGAAAAGGAAGCAGGUAGCAUAAGAGAGCUGCAAUAGCCAAACCAGAAACCCCAAGCUUCUUGUCAGGGCAGGCAAACCCAAAUUUCUUCCUCUAGUGCCCUCCUAGCCCUACACCAGGAGAGGUCAUCUGAUACAGUAUGGUUGGCACUUCUGUUCCCUCCAGAAAGGAAUCCUAAAUGAGGUAGACAGCAGAGAGACAGACACCAGGACAAGGGACACAGACAUGGGGCAAAACAGACAGUGCAAGGAGGCAGAAAUGCAGAGGUACAGAUAUGAAAGUUACUGAUAAACAUGGGCAGGGGAUGAUGUACAUCCAUAUGCUAAGGGGAUUCCAGAAUGAGAAGAGGGUGGAUGGGAUGGGGUGGGGACGGGGAUGAUGGGCUAUUUGUGAAAUGUGAAGAGGAUCUCUUUUUCAGAUUUUCAUAGAGGAGGCUAAGAGAGGCAAAUUGGGUAUAGAUGAACUUCUCAGGCGGAAGCCCAUAUCAUCAUCUCUUUUGGUGACGAUCAUGAUUCUUUAAGCUCCCUGCAUUCCACAUUGCCCUACCCUGACAUUAAGAGACUGUCUUUCCCUUUGGCUCAUAGAGUCUGAGGAUUGAAAGUUGCUGAAGGAAAACAGAUGACAACUGAGUUCUGGAUGGAGUUGAUGAGCCCAAGGGCUGGACUGUUUGGGCCAUAGCCUGCUCACUGGGUUAUCUCCAGUGUGGCACAUUCUGGGGUUUCCGUGGACAGAUCAUCUGCAACAUAUCUGAGUGGUGACUGGACUAAAGAACAUGAGAGGAAUAAAACAGGCAGGGGCUGUUAUUUAGGGAACAUGGGGUUCUCUGCAAGAACCUCCAGGGUACUACAGAAUAGUGUUGAUAGAACUUUUAGAGGGAUAAAGAGCCCUAACAAGUCUCUUUACUUCUCUUAGGCUACAGGGAUAACUGUACAAGGCCCUAAUCUCUUAUUUGAAACCUUUAGGGAUAGAUGUGUUUUGGAUGUCAGAAUUUUAGGAAGGGAAAUAGUGCCUUUAUCCUAUAUAAAGGAGUACCCCAGAGAGGUUUAGGGCAGUGCCCUAUAAUCGAACACAUCAAUAUUUCUGAACCUAAAUGUAUGAAUAUUCACACCAAGUGAGAUAAAUAAAUACUGUAAAUACCAUUGUGAUGUUUCAGGUUAGGUUUUGGACCAAAGUUAUAACAAAAAAUAUUGUUUCUUCAGAGAUUUUUUUAUUUUGGAACUGUGGAUAAGGGAUUAUAGGAUUACUCUCAGGUUGUUGUGAGGAGUAAGGGAGCGCUGGUAGUCUUCUAAACACAUCACAUGGUAGGUGUGUGAUCUCAAUCUAAAACAAAAUAACUAAUGUCCAAGAGGGUGGAAUUUGGCUUGAAGAAAGAAGGUUCUUGCAGUGGGCAAUGCACAACUUUGGAAUUCAGCUGCCUCGGGGAGCUGUGCACAACCAGGGAAUGAAGGUGCCUUAGACAAGAGGUUUCCUGUGGUGGGAAGGUGACAGAAUUCAUUGCUUAUGAACAUUGACUGCAUAGGAUUUCCCUUUUCAUGUACUAGAGGGGAAAGGCAAAAAAUGUGUGUGUGUGUAUGUGUGACACAGGACAUCACAUAUACAUUUCUUUAUAAUAAUGUUGUAAUAAAUAUCUUACUGCAUA